CGAUCACUAAUCCUUCCUCUCCAAAUUAGCAUCGAUUUCGAUCUCAUUAGCUCGCUGAUUGAUAUCGAACAGUUGCCUUGAUCAUGGGAAGGCCAAUGGCAGCAAAGCUACUGCUCAUGCUGUGCUUGAUCGCUCUGACGACGUGCUCGCUCUCCCCGCGCCGCGCGGCGGCGCUUCGCGUGCACGGCCUCCGGCGAGGUCUAGAGCAAGCCACGCGCGGCCGCCUCCUCGCCGACGCGACGGAAGGAGGCGCCGUCGUGCCUAUCCACUGGUCCCAGGCCGAGCUGAACUACGUGGCGAACUUCACCGUCGGCACGCCGCCUCAGCCGGCGUCGGCGGUCAUCGACCUCGCCGGGGAGCUCGUGUGGACGCAGUGCAAGCAGUGCCAGCGCUGCUUCGGGCAGGACCUGCCGCUGUUCGACCCGGCCGCGUCGAGCACCUACCGGGCGGAGCCGUGCGGCACCGCGCUCUGCGAGUCCGUCCCGAAGGACAGCCGCAACUGCUCCGGCAACGUGUGCACGUACGCGGCAUCCACCAAUGCCGGGGACACCGUCGGGAAGGUGGGCGUCGACACGUUCGCCGUCGGGACGGCCAAGGCGAGCCUCGCCUUCGGGUGCGUCGUGGAGAGCGACAUCGACACCAUGGGCGGGCCUUCCGGGUUCGUCGGGCUAGGGAGGACGCCGUGGUCGCUCGUCGCCCAAACGAACGUCACCGCGUUCUCGUACUGCCUGGCGCCGCACGACGCCGGUAAGAACAGCGCGCUGUUCCUCGGCUCCUCCGCCAAGCUGGCCGGCGGCAACAGCGCCUCGACGCCGUUCGUCACCACCUCCGGCGACGACCUCAGCAACUACUACAAGAUCCACUUGGAAGGGCUAAAAGCCGGCGACGUGGUGAUCCCGCUGCCGCCGAGCGGCAGCACCGUCCUCCUCGACACCUUCUCGCCGGUCACCUUCCUGGUCGACGGAGCCUACCAGGCCGUGAAGAAGGCGGUGACGGCUGCCGUGGGCGCUUCACCGACGGCGACGCCAGUGGAUCCCUUCGACCUUUGCUUCCCGAAAGCGUCGGCCAGCAGCGCGCCGGACCUCGUGUUCACGUUCCAGGGCGCCGCCGCGCUGACGGUGCCGCCGUCGAACUAUCUGCUGGAUUACAAGAACGGCACGGUGUGCCUCGCCAUGCUGAGCUCGGCGCGGCUAAACUCGACGGAGCUGAGCGUCCUGGGAAGCUUGCAGCAGGAGAACUUCCACAUGCUCUUCGACCUCGACAAGCAGACGCUCUCCUUCCAACCUGCAGACUGCAGCAAACUCUCUUCUUAAUCAAUCAAUCAAUCAAUCAGUCAGUCAGUAUUUUUAUGUAUGUAUUUGUACUUCAGAAUAACGCAGACAGUCGGCAUGAACUGCUCUGUGAGCUUCUAUGGUGACAGUAUUUUAAUGUUAAUCUGCAAAUAAAACUCCAUUCAGUGGCGAUCUGUAUUUCGAUUAA
Molecule: messenger RNA, 1479 nt
Organism: Oryza brachyantha (malo sina)
Lineage: Eukaryota; Viridiplantae; Streptophyta; Magnoliopsida; Poales; Poaceae
Product: aspartic proteinase nepenthesin-1-like
Exons: 1
Coding region: 84-1313 (409 amino acids)
Cellular component (GO): extracellular region
Source: RefSeq, a predicted model, not a curated record